Cydia pomonella (codling moth) is the source of this 6551-nucleotide messenger RNA. RefSeq names its product F-actin-monooxygenase MICAL3. The transcript has 17 exons. Gene Ontology annotation, molecular function: actin filament binding. Gene Ontology annotation, biological process: actin filament bundle assembly. Lineage: Eukaryota; Metazoa; Arthropoda; Insecta; Lepidoptera; Tortricidae. The record is from RefSeq and is a predicted model, not a curated record. Bases 165 to 2144 code for a protein of 659 amino acids. Gene Ontology annotation, cellular component: actin cytoskeleton; plasma membrane.
AUGUUUAAAAGCUCACCAGCAGGGAGAAUAUUUUUAUAAUACGGCAACACCAAAUCAAAAAAGUUUGACAUAUCGCAGUGAAGUGGUGUGGACAGUGAACGUGUGUGUAGUUUUUAAUAAAUAAUUAUUUUUUAUGUAGUGUUACAAAGGAAACAGAGCACAAGAUGGCCAUGGCUACAGCAACGCACAACUCCGUCACUUCGUCGAUGGAGUCCUCUCAGACCCUCAUCCAGACGGAGUCGAGGGUCCAGAGGAGCUACCAGGAGGUCCAGGUGUCGGAACAACGUCAAGUCAAGAAGAAGAAGUCAAUGAGGAGGCAUAAGGAUGAGGGGAAUAUUUCUGUGUCCAGGAGCUCAUCGAAGCUCCACAAGAAGAUGCAGGCCGCCGACGAGAACCCUCAGUGCGCCGCCUGCUCCCGCCCCGUCUACGCCAUGGAACGCAUCAAAGCGGAAAAACGUGCCUGGCAUAAGGAGUGCUUCCGCUGUACGCAGUGCAACAAGCAGCUCACCGUGGAGACGUACCAGAGUGACCACACUACUCUCUACUGCAAGCCGCACUUCAAACAGCUAUUCGAACCCAAACCUGUCGACGGAGAUGACCACACAGACGCGGCUCCCCCUAAGAAACAUCAAAUGAUUAUUUGUGAAAGCAACCCCGUCGAGCUACCCCCUGAUGUUGCCAGAGCAUCAGACAAACCAGACCUGGGUCUCGAGGAGCUCUCGCAGCUCGACGUGAAGUCCCGCUUUGAGGUGUUCGAGAAGAAGAACGUAGCCGAGGACCCCGCGCCCAGAGAACCCAGGGCUCCGAGGGAGAAGAGCACCGCACUGCUGUCCAAGCUGGCCAAGUUCAAAGCCAAGGGCAUGGACGUGGGCGUGUCCGACGAGUACCUGAACGGGGUGCCGGUGGAGGCCAGCUCCAGCGAGCCUGAGGACGAGGAUGACGAAGACUCUAUCCUCAAGAAGUCCUACAAGGCCGCUAACGGCCGCGAGCAGCCCGUCUCCUUCUGCAACAUGAGCGAGAUAGUCGGCAAGUUUGAAACGGGACAGCACAAUAGCUCCGAACGUACCCGCGAGAGGAAACAAGAGAUACAGAACAUUCGCAGCAGGCUUUUUAUGGGCAAGCAGGCUAAAAUCAAAGAGAUGUACGAACAGUCCGUUAUGCAGAGCGAACAAGGUGUAACAUCAGCGGACAAGAUCGCUCGCGAGCUAGAACUGGACGCUGAAAAGUCCCGAGCGAUCAAACAGCGCUUCGAGAACGGCGAGGUGUUCAACGACGAGAACCAGCCCCCGAGGAACAGGGAGAUUGAGGACCAGGCGCUCUUUAACGAAGGUAUCGGCAAGAAGUCUCGUUCCAUCUUCUUGGAGCUGGACGCGAACGCCAAGAACAUGACGCCGACCUCGCCGCCGCCGCAGGAAGUGCCCAAGAGGAAGGAAAUUCCCUUCAUACCCAAGGACGUAGUUCGCGCAGCAGACAAAGUGGAGGAAGUCCACAUCCAGACCGCCGACAUCACUGACCGCUUCAAGUUCUUCGAGACCUACAAACCCGAGCAGACCCGCAAGGAGUUCCGCAUGACGCCACCCAGGCAGACGCAGCGAGCCAAAUCCCCGUCCCCCGAAGUGUACCACGAGCCCAGCGUGGUGCGCAGCGAGCAGGCGGCGCCCGACACGGGGCUGGCCGCCACCCGCCACACCGCCUCGCGCAUGAUCACCGUGUUCCGCCAGCUGGAGGAGCAGCGCCAGCCCGAGCCCCAGGGCCCCAAACCCCUGAAGUGCUUCACCCCCCCUCCGCCGGGCGAGGAGACCCACCAGGGCCACAGCUCCGAGGAGUACAGCGACGAGGAGUACUCGGACGACGAGGACAGCGAGGAGGAGCGCCAGAGGUUCUACAACGAGACCCGGGAGAGAGACGAGGCUCUCAAACAGGCCCAACAACUAGCCCGCACCAAGAGCUUCCGCGACCGCUUCGAGCACUGGUCCGAGUCGGAACCCGAGCGGCAAGUCGGGCAAGUCGUCAUAGAGCGCGACGACGACGGGGAGUCGCAGCUCGAGACCGCCAAGAGCUUGCGCGAAAAGUUCGAAGCUAUGCAGGUGCAACAGUCAAACGUGACGAAGACGUUCGCGACUAAAGUCAAUAGAUUUGUGUAACCAUGGAGUGAUACCGCGAGAGCCGUUGAUUGCCAAAGCCUUACGUUUUAACCCUGUUUUAAAGUUGUAAAGUCUCGUAUUGCCAAUAACGCAGAAAAUAUAAUGUAACUCUGGUACAAAUUACUAACUUAAGCUCGUUUUCUUUACAUAAGACUUAUUUUGAUUUUCAAGUAUCGCCAGUGACUACAUUAAGGGCCUGUUUCACUAUGUCCAAGUAAAAUCCAGAAUAAGCUACUUGCCACUUACCUGACGAAUAAAGUCAUCGUUGGCGUUUCACUAUCUUCAAAUAAGCUUAACUCGUAGAUAGUGCUAAGUUUUGCAGGAUGUUUUAUCUGGCAGUUAUUUUCCAAUUAGCUAUCCAAUACUUUACUUGGACAUUUUGAAACAGGCCGUAAGUAUGGUUACGGUUUAAUUACCACGGUAAAAAUAGCUUAAUAAGGUACUCCUUUUUGGUUUUUUACAUUAGUAUGAAAAAUAUAGCGAGGUAAGUGUCAUCACGGAUCACAUUCAGUGUGAAACGUUUAGUGACUAUUUAGUUCGAAUUGUUCUGAAAAAUCAGAAUCUAGAAACUUUUUUCUAAUCAAAAUACGAUACCGAAUAUACACCGUGUUUUUAUUGAAUUUCGUUAACUUCGGGGUAUCGGUAAGUACGUUUAAGGAAACUAAAUUGCAUAGUUAAUUUUGAAAAAAAAAAAUAUUUUUGUUUUUUUUUUUUACUAUUUUUUUUUUUAUAAAUAGUAACUAAAUGUUGCGUAUAGCGUUGUUGUAACACGGGCAUUACAUUUAACUCAACCAAACAAUUGAAAACUGUGACAUAUCAAUGUCAUGUCGAACGUCGAUCGUCCGAGAUAGUACUUACGUUUAGUAGCAAAUGUAUGAACUCGCACUAAACACUAAUCAAUAAGUAAACAGGCCCUAAGGCAAGUGUACACGCUCGUAAGGGCGAAAGUUACUUAAUUUAAGCUCAGGAAUGCAGCCUCGAAAUUAACGCAAAUAAAAAAAAACACGGUGUAUAUGGAUUAAAGUUACACCUUUUAUAAUUGUUACACCUUGUAUCUGGAAAGUUUUCAUAAAACAUUUAUAAUGCAUUUAGGGUCAUUUAGCAUUUAUAGUGCCUUAUUGAGUGCAUUUCAACAGAUAAAUAGCACAUUUUAAACCCAAACCAUUGCACGGGUUACACAAAACCUUCAAAAAUUAUACACUUAAACCUUCCUCAAAAAUCACUCUAUUGAUAGGUGAACCGCAUGACAAUCCGUUCAGUCGUUUUUGAGCUUAUCGCGAACAUACAUAUUCUAUUCUAUUAUCGCGAACAUACAUACAGACACGCGGCGGGGGACUGUUUUAUAAGCUGUAGCGAUGUUUGAGUCACAUUUUCGAGUCACAUAUAUUAUUUCAUUCUUGGCAACUCUUUAAAGGAGUUACAUUUCUGUUACAUUAUAUUUUCUGUGCCAAUUAUACUAUAGUUAAGUUAUGGUUGUAUCCUUAGAUAAAUCUAAAUUAGAUUAUAAAUAUAUUUAUACAAUUUUAUAUACUAAGGACUGAAUAGGUUGCAUUUGAAGUGCCUUAAUAUGUGCAAUAAGGAAAAGCUCAUACGUGAAAAUUACUUGAUUCGCUUUUUCAACUUGCUACCUAAUCUUACAUUUUAUGAUUAUUAAUACACGGUGUUUUUUUUUAAGUCCGUUAACUUCGGGGUACGGCAAGUUCAUUUAAGAUAUUUUUUUUAUUCGUAAAAAGUAAUUCUAAUUAAUAAGAUUGUUGUAACAUGGUCAUUAUAUUUAAAUCCACCAAAUAAUUGAAAACUAUGACAUAUCAAUGACAUUUCGAAUAUCGAUCGUCCGAGAUACUUGCGUUUAGUAGGAAAUGUAUAAACUCGUACUAAACACUAAUCAAUAUGUAAACAGGCCCUAAGGCAAGUGUACACGCUUGUAGGGGCCUUAUCAGAUAAAAAUAAAUCAUUAAUUAUCUCCAAAAUGGAGUCAAUUAGAAUACCGGUUUCUUUGAGAAAGUUACUUAAUUUAAGCUCAGUAAUGCACCCUUGAAAUUUACAAAGAAACACCGUGUAUGUAAGCUCGCUCAAACAAGAGGUUUGUUAAUGUAUCCAAAUUGGUUUAUUAAAAUUCUCGAGUUAAAUGCUUUGGGAUAAAUUCGAUAAUGUAAUCGAACAAUUAUUUUCAUAUUUUAGGGAACAGUUUAUUUUGUGAUUUUCGUAUUUAUUUCAUUUCUAAAAUUAUGCAAAUGUACCUCUUAAUACAGACUUUUGACAGAAUUCAUGACAUUUGUAUGAAAAAUAUGUUUUCGAAAAUGCCAUGUUCGAAGUAAAUCCAAAGCACUAUAAAAAUCAGUAGACUUAUUUGGAGUUGGAGCUAGAAUCUCAAUGUUUUUGUAUUUUCGACUUCAUAUUUAGCGAAUUAUAAUCUAUAUUUGAUGGAACCUUUAAAAACCGAUUUAUAUUAAGCUUGCCGUUUCGUAAAAAUCUCUUAAUUAAUAUAGGUAGGCACUGAAUUUAACUAAAAUUAUUAAAUUGAUUGUGAAUUGACAAAUAAUUUUGUAUUUUAAAUAAAUCACAAUUUUGACCAGUAUUUAGCGAAGUGUACCACUUUUUUUAAAGUUUGAGGCAAUACCCUUGGAAUAAAAAAAAGAUUGUCUAUAUAAAACAUAAAUACUAAUAAUACCACAGAAUAAGUAAUGAGAUGAGAGCAGAGAAUGUCCGAAAGAAUCAGUGUCGCUCCCUUCAUAAUACUCAAAGAUGCAUUGGUUGAUUGGCAGAAAUAUCUUAAAGCUAUAAUGUCGAAUGUUUAACAUAGUAAAUACUAUAAAAACUGAUAAUACUCAAAGAAGACGCAUUGGAUGAGUGGUAAAGUAUAUCUUAAAGUAAGUUCGUUAUGUGAAGUUUAGAGAAUCUCAUGUUUUACUGUCAUGGAAAAAUACUUUUUUAACCUUUUGACCGCCAAAGACGUCAUAUGACGUGCGCGGCUACAGCCCAAUAUCAACCUUCAUGCGUACCGACAAGGUUCACGAUUACGCGCCGCGUACGGUAGGCGUGGCGUUCAAAAGGUUAAAUAUACGAUCUGGUUUUUCAACAAUUAUGUAUUCAUUUUCUUACACUAUAUCCAAGGGUAUAUCCGAAGAAGCGUUAUCAAUAUAGUAUAUUUGUAUAUUAUAUGUGAGUUACGAAAAUAUAGUAUUUUAUUAGUCUAUUGAUGUGGCUCUCUCUAUCUUUAGGUAUUUAAAUAAAAGUAAACAAAAUCUACCCUCAAAUGGCUCUUUAAGCCAGUUGUAAGCAAGUUGUAUGUUAAAGUCAGGUUCAGUGACAGAUCCAGGCGGUUUUGUAUUUGGUUAGUUAACCAAAAAAUUGUUUGUUUACUUUUAUUUGAAUACCUAAAGAUACAAAGUAGUAAGUAAAGUAUUAUUUUCAUUGGUCAAGAGUUCUUGCCAUAUUUAUUACUAUUAAUAAUUAUUUUAUCAAUUUGUGUCGCUAUAUGUGCCAUUUUCAAUGGAUCAUUUUAUUUUAUUAAGUGCAUGAUUUUCAGGUUAUUAUAAAUAAAUAUUUAACCCAUCAAAUGGCGGCGACGUCUAAAAUUGUCACGAGUUUUUCUACUUGUCUUAAGAGACAAGCCUAUGUUAAUCCUCCUUGCGUCAUAUUCCUCUACAUUGAGGGUCGUGACCUAAAUUUUGUAUCACUUUCUCUCUUUUGAUCUUUCUCCAUCUGUUUCUGUCUCUGGCGGUGUGGAGAGCCAUGUGAACGGUGCGGAUCUGGUCAGACCAACGUAUUGGACUGCGUCCGUGUCCAGGCCUUUUCCCAGCUACUUUGCCGAAAAAUGAUAUUGAUAUGAUAUGAUGUUUUUUUUUUUGUGUUGCAUAUGUGUUGGCAUAUGACCAGAUGUAUUGUAUGUCCUUAUACCGCCUUAUAAAAAAAAUAACAGUUUAACGUUAAAACCUAAAAAGUAGUAAAAGCCCCUGAAGCCUGCACUUGCUUCUAUGACAUACGCAAUGACUGUUGAAUAACAAUGGUAAAGUAAGGACGAAGAAAUCCGUACAUUGUUCUGACUGUUGCUAUCCCUAUUGAACGCGCUUUAUUAUAUUGCUGUCCCGCUCGCCCAGUGGCAUUGGCAUGAGCGGGACAGCAAUAUAAUUACUCGCAUGCUAUAGAGAUACGAAAAGGCAGGUCAAUGUACCAAAUUCUUUAUGCUUAGCUUCCUUAUUUUAAAUAUCGCAGCAUAUCAUGACGACUUUAGACGUCAUUGGCGUUGAAAGGGUUAAUUAAAAGAAUUUCAUGUUAAUUUUCAUAAUUUAGGUAAUUAUACGAUCCGACUGAUUACCGACUCUCUAUUUAUUGUUUGUACUUACGUUUUCAAUGUUUUUCAACUUAUUUAGACACUUCGUUAGGUAAAUAAAUGACGUAAAAUUA